AUGACAAGUAAAGGAAUUGUGACUCCAGAUGUCGUCCAUGAUAAGUCCAGUCGCAAUUAUGUUUUAUCCUGGACAAACAACCUGUUGAAGACAAACUUCAGGGAUGUGCGGCACAUGGGCUCAGGUGAUAUACCAGAGUGACUAUAACUUAUUCAACACUCUAGUGUGCACACAGUCAUUGUUUCUCACUGCCAAACAAAAAAAGUUGCUGUUUUCUCACUCAGCAAAAACAACACUUUCUUAACAGUUUUCUAACAUGCAUGUGACCCUACAGGUGCCUGUCACUGCCAGAUUACGGACUGGGUUAUUCCUGGAUCUAUUGACAUGUCCAAGGUUAUCUUCGAUGCAAAAGAUGAGGAGGACUUUAGGCACAACUUUCGCCUUGUUCAAGAGGCCUUCUGCAAGAAUAACGUCAGAAAGGUUUGUGCAUUUAAGUUCUUUGGUAGUAUAGCAUUACGGAUCACUUUUACUUACUUAAACAUGUAUAAGGAGCAUUGAGCAAUGUUCUACAGCGAGAUGUACAUGAGAUGGUGUACCUGUUACCAUAUUUGUACAAAGAAAAUAGGUUGUAUAAGCCUAGUUUUCCUUAUAAAUCUGCAAGUUUCGAUCUUUCCAUUUCUAUUGAUAUAGAUAUAAAAUUAAUUUAAAGACUUGAAUGUGCUCACCUAUGAAAACAAGUUGUCGUCUUUAUUAUAUUUUUUGUCCUUACCUUGAAAAGAGUAUUCUCUGAAAUGUCAAUUGACCCCCUAAUUGACUCUUAAACUACAGUUAUUUAAACUAGAAAUCUAAACCUAUCAUGGUUAAAUUUUCUUUAGAUUACAAACUUACAAUACCUUGAAUGUUUGCAUUAAUGUAUACAUGACCUGUAAUGUAUUUAUUAUUCCCUUGUUUCCCUUGUUGAAUAUGAAAGUUAAAGAAAUAGUAAAAAUAUUUAAUGUCUUCAUUUGUCUUGAUUUAGACCAUUCCAGUGGAGGAGCUCAUAAAAGGGGAUUUCAGAUGCAGCUUUGACACUCUGAAGUGGUUCAAAGCUUUUUUCUCGGCAAACGUGAAAACUCAUUAUGAUCCUGUGAGAGCUCGGAACAGCUGCGAAAUCAGCCCCAUCCUGGGAGAUACCAUCAUAAAAGCCAAGUCACGCAAAUGUAAGUCAUCUCUUUAGUUGACUGUUAUAAAACAAACAAACAAACAAACAAGAUUCUUCUGUAUACAUCAGACAUGCAGGGUCAUUUCUGUGCAGUAAUAUAUUCUCUCUUUUUUUGUAGUUCUAGCUAAACCGAUGUCACACGUGGAGAACGGCGACACCCCGAGUAGGUUCACCUACUCAAAAAAGUGGAGGAAUAUUUAUGAUUGGGCAGAGCCGAGCAAGCUGGGAGAGGACUAUACCUACUGUCGUUCCUGUGACAGGAACCUGCUCACAUAUCGUAGAGGCCUUAUUGAACUCAGGAGACAUCUGGACACAAAAAUACACCGGAAAAGACUUAUGUCUUACAUGAGCAAUACGCAGCAAAACCAGUCCUCGGAAUCAUUGCCUUGCAGCAAAGAAAGCAUUCGAUUUAUCUACAAGCGGUUUUACACCGGCUCCUCUCAAGGCAAACAGGUGUCAAGAAAUUUUGCACGCUUUAAACUGGGGCCACAUUACCCCGAAGAUGUCAAAUCUGUCUGUCAGCACACACCUUACUGUGCGUACGUCUACUGCGGGGAAAAGCUAGAAAAGGAUGAAACCGUCUCUUUGGUCCUUCUUGGGUUCUUUGACGUUUACACUUCCAGGCACUGCAUCAAAUUCCUGGACGCUCUUCCAUCAGUGGGUGGCGAGGAAGAUAAGACGGCUGAAGCGGUGGUUGAAACCUUCAGAAAAUUUGAGUUAUCCACGGAUAAUCUCGUAGCUGUGUACUGUGAUGCUAACGGAGCAGCCUCAGAGUCGAUCUGCUCACAGCUCAGGGAACUCAACCCCAACUUUGUAGCUCUAGGAGGGCUGUACACCAUCGCUGAUGCUGCCUGCCAUGUAGUGAUCAAGGAGCUCUCCAACCAGGUCCAGGAGUUGAUCGGGGACAUCGGCGCUCACCACUCCUCCUGCAUUGAGAAGAAUGAAAAGCUCACAGCUCUUUUUGGCAGUGAUGUCAGUACGGACAGUACAUCAUUUCUACUCAACACCAGCUGCCUUCAGUUUUGCCUUUUUGUCACAAAAAUGCUGGAGAUAUGGACGGAUCUUGUGUCAUACUUUGAGUCUUGCACCAAGGAUGACGACAAGGCCAAGUCCAUCUGCUUCCAGUUGCAGGAUCCCAAACUCAGGGCAACGUUCAUGUUCCUGGAUCACGCCCUGAAACCGCUGCACAAUUUCCAGAAGCAUGUGCAGAAAAAAAGGGAAGCUGCCAGAGAUGAUCUGCUGCUCAUUCUCGAAGAGGCCAGUAAACUGCUGAGUAUCUACACUUCCUACUUUCUUCACCCUCAAGCUGCUGCCCGCUUCCUCAAAGAACACGAUCCCCAGAUCCUCAAGAACAAGAAAUUCCACCUGCAGACCCCUGAGCUCAAUCUGGGAGGCAAAACUGUGGAAGACUUCCUAAAAGAGUCUGAGGAUGCAGAUGCACUGCCGAGGCUCACAGAGGAGGUGUUGUCCUUCUAUAUUGCAGUCACAGGUUGCAUCGCAGAGGAGCUGCCUCUGAGUGAGGGGGUGCUGAGGAGUGUGGCACAGCUGCUGAAUCCCCAGAGCAGGGAGAAAGUGACAGGGAAAGCAGUGGAGGAGCUUGGGACCAAGCUGGGAAUCUGCAGCUCCCCUGAAGAGGUCAGCCAGCUAACAAGUGAAUUCCUCGAGUAUCAGCUGGCAGAGGAUGAAGAGAAAGAAAACCAAGAAGCAGCAUCACUGGAGAAACACUGGGCCAGUGUGCUGAAAGACACCAAACCGUCUUCCAUAUUCAGAAAGCUGGUUUUGACCCUGUUGUCUUUUCCCUGUCCUCCACUCAAGGCGCAGCAGGUUUACACUCAGGUAUGCAAAUGAUGUAAUAAAUCAGUGUUAGUCUGUAUUUGUUCAAAGUGUUAUCAAAUGUAAUACAUGUUCUGUCUUUCUCAGGCCUUUGAAAAGGAGGACUCUGCACACUUCUCAGAGAGCGAAUGCGACAUCUUAUCCGACAGUUUCUUCUCUGAAAUCAGCAGCAAAGACUCACCAAUUUACAUUGCAGGUAUGCAUUAUGAAAGGGUUUCAGGAAGAAUGAUUUGUUUAUUGUGGGUGUGAAAGGGGGUUUAGUUGAUCUGAAUAAAAAGUCAGGUCAUUGUAUUCUCCUCAUUUUCUAGAUCUGGAGGGGUAUAAUAUGAGGUCAUGUGAGGUCCGUCUCAUGAACAUAAACGGUAAGAAAAACAAUUCUUUGCUUUUUAUUAACAUAAGCAGCGUGCACUAUGUGAAGGACAUGCUUUGUGUUUACUUAGAAAUAUGUAAUUCAACUUUUGAAAAUGUUAAAGGAAAUCUUGAUAUAAGUUCUUAACCCUGAGCGCUGGUCUCUAUGCGCUCGUCUUCCUUCUCUUGAUAUAUUGUUGAAUUAGCAAUCAAAUGUCUCAUAAUAUUACCUACUCUUGAAAGAUUUUGUCCUGUCUCCUUACACAGAAUUAAAGGAUGACAACGGCUUUAUUCAGGGGGAAAAUGGCAUCAUUUGGAAAGAUGCACCAGAGGUAACAGAGUUUUCCUUUCUUCAGAUAUUUUACUUCCUAAUCUACUUCCUACUUUCUUUUUAAUAAGUCACUGUUACAAUAAUGUCUGUUAUUUGAUCAUAACUACCGUCAGCUACACGAUUACAGCAGAAAUUAGAGCGCAGUAGAAUCUACUCUUCCUUCGUCAAAAAAUGGCUUCAGAUGAGAUUCUCAGCUUCCACUCACUCCGAGUGAAAUUCCUACUUUUAAUUCCCUCAUGCUUUUAACAAAUCUUUCACUAAUCUUUCAUUUCUUUUGCAUGAGAAGGUGUGUGUGUGUGCAGUGUGUGUCAGUGUGCAUUUGCAUGACCUUUAAUUUUUGGUGUAAUGGGAGUGUGUUGUCUCUCAGGGGACCCUUAGGGGGAAUUAUGGCUGGGAGAGCAGCUUGCGCCAGAAGCCACAGGCCCGUACAGUGUUUCAGGCUGGUGCUAGCAGCUGGUCCAAACCUGUAAAUCUUGAUAAAGAACCGAAGUCCCAAGAUGAGGGGGUAGGUAUACUCAAGUAUACUACCAGAAUACCCCUGGGCAGUAACAGCCCUCUUUUUUUCUUUGACCUCUGAAACUAUGGGGUACCAAAAAUGUCAUAAUAAGAAAUAAAUAAAUAAAUGCAGAAAUAAAUCCAAAAAUGAAUAAUCAAAUGCUUAUAUCUUUUUUAAUUAUGAUAUUUAUAUUUAUUUAUCUAUUUCCUCAAUCGUGCAUGUUGAUAUAUAAAUAAAUUAAAAAAUGCAUGUACAAUUGAGGUGAUAGGUAAAUGAAUAAAUGUAACAAUAGAACAAUAAAAACCUAAAAUACAAGCAUUUAUUUAUGUAUUUAAUUCUGCAUUUAUUUAUUUAUUCAUUUAUUUAUUUUUAUAUUUAUUUCAGCAUUUAUUUAUUUAUUUCAUUUUUUUUAAUUAUGUAAUUUUUGGUCCCUCAUAUGAAACACCACUAGAACAUUAAAAAAACUCAAUGCUGCAACACCCUGAAUAAAAACGAGGGGCACGGCUUGAUUGAAAUUGGUCACAUUUGUUUUCUUUUGAAUCUCAUGUGAAAUCUACUUCAUUGGAAAAUUGCAAAUGAAUUCAAUUUGUGCAACUUAUUCAAGCCAGAAACCAAAUAAUAAACUAUUUAAACUGGAUGGAGUAAUUAAAAAUUUAAUUUGAUUUGGUGAAAUUACUUGACAAAAAAGUUUUCAAAAUCUGGGAAUGAAUCCAAAUUUAAGCCUCUUUUUUGUUAUUUGCUCAAACUCAAAACUGCUGUUAAUAAAACCCCAAUUUCACAGAAGUUGAGUUGCUGCAUAAUAUGUCGAUAAAAACAGAAUUUAUUUGUUUGCAAUUUGAGUUAGUUUGGACAGAGACAACAAAACCUUGAAGAGGUUGUUGAAUACUACAAAGUUUAAGAGCAUCUCCCAACUAAUCACACUAAUCUCCAACAUGACUUGGUAUAGAGGGGCACCCCUGUGGGGGAAAGACGAGGAUGAUGGUGGUCACCUCUCUGCUUAAGACUAGGUGAAGAAAUUGAUUUGCAAUUCCAGUUUGAUGAACCUGAUCAUGAUUUCACAAAGAUUUCAUCAUCAUGAGGGUUUCAUCAUCUACAAAACAUUGCAUUUAAAGAUUGAUACUGGAACAUCUGUGAUCUUCAAGCCCACUACAGUAACACCAUGUAUUACAAAAUCAUGGCCCCAAAGUAGAAGAGUCCAUGCGCUGAACUGAACUACAUUUUCUAUCAAACAAUAUUUCAGUUUCAACAUUCGACUUGUUGUCUUUGUACUGUCUCCAAUGAAAUAUAGGCUAUGAUGAUUUGCAGACCACCAAAUUGUGUUGUUAUCUACAUUUCACACAGUGUACCAAGUCUUACGGGGUUGUAUGUUUGCAUUAGUGUGACGAGUCUGGUGAGAAAGAGUGACAACUGCUGCUGUUAACUUACAAUUUGCAACUGGUGAGACAGAGGCAGAGACAGAGUUUAGUCCUCUUCUGUAAACAUCUUAUUCACUAAAUAAUAUGCAAGAUGUGUUUUUGUUGAUCAAGAAGCAGAUCGUCCUUACUGUAAAUUACUUCUGGCUGCACACUUAUUCGUUUUAAAUAAUGUUUACUGUUAGAGUGAAGAGGAGACAACCACUAAAUCAACACCACGAGGACGACGGAGGAGGGCCUACCAGGUAAAAAAAAUGACACAAUCAAGAAGUGUGUUAAAUAAUUCGUGUCAGAGUUAUCUGUGUUUGUUUUUUUUGUUUUGUAUGUGAAAGAAUUAUUAACAGGUCUUUUCCGUUUUUGGCUUCAGGAUGGAAAAGGAUUUCGGGUAGGAGAGCUGGUGUGGGGCAAAGUGCAGGGGUUCUCUUGGUGGCCUGGGAUGGUGAAGCCUUGGAAAACUAAGCUUUCUCCUCCUGGGAUGCGGCUGGUGGAGUGGUUUGGAGACGGGAAGUUCUCAGAGGUCAGAAGUGCAGAAAAAAUCCUCAGCAUCAUGCACAUCACGUGUCGAAACGAAAUCUUACAUUGUCGUAAUUUCUGAUUGCAGAUCCACACAGAGGGUCUGCUGUCCUUGAGUUACUUCACCAGGUGCUUCUGUCAGAACUCUUACGCCAGCCUGCCAAUCUACAAGCAAGCCAUCUACCAUGUCCUCGAAGUAAGACGCAAAAUAUAAAAAUCCCAGUGUGUGAUAACAUUCAUGUCAAUUGUGCUUAAGCUUCUCUCCUAAAAUUAUCUCCUUAUCUAACCAAACAAACUUACAACACAGUGCCAAACUCAGAAAACUUCGACUAAAUUACCUCAAGACCAGAGUGUGAUUGAAAAUUUCCUGAACUGUCACUCUAAUAGACCACAGGACAUUCCUUCCAGUCCUUUGACAUUUAUUUAUCUGCAUAUAAGACUAAUGUAGAUCUACCAUUAAGAGAACAGGUGAGCAGAAAGUUUGCCACUGCAGCCCAAGAGCCUUAAAGACAAUCUCUCUUUGUUAACAGUGAAAUAAUAUAAAUAAAUCACAGUUAAAUAAUAAUAAAACAUAAUUUGCCGUUUUAGACACGGUCGUAUGGAGCUAACUACUCAGGAACUUUUAAUAACUCGUUGCUUUAAAUAUUCAUUUUUCAGCUGGCAGGUGAGCGCUGUGAAAAGUCUUUCGCUGCAGCAGGAGGAGACAAAGAAAAAGAGAUAAAGCUGAUGCUGGACUGGGCUACGGAGGGAUUUUUGCCUGAGGGACCGGACGGAUUUGCACCUCCUGGUAGGAAUUAACUUGUUAACUAAUGACUAGAUAAGAGAGGUGAAUUGUAGAUGUGUCCAUCUAGGCCUUCCAUGAUUUCACUUAAACAUUGUUUUCUGUUCAAAUCAAACAUCUUACAACGCUUUCUGUCCAUGAAACUUCUCUUGACUUUGUCUGCUCUGAACUUUCAGAUUCUAUCCACUGUAAUUCACAUCAGGACUCUUCUGACUCCGCCCUGUCCGACUAUCAGCCUCCAGCAAAAAGGAAAUACGUCUACAAAAAUAAGGCGAAUAAUGUAACCAUGAUCUACGACAGAGGUACAAAUAUGAUGAGCCUACAAGCACGAUGACGCCUCAUGAUUCAAUGAUGAGUUCUGUCUACUUUUAUCAUCAUUUUGUUUCUAAAUGUAUGAUUUGUUUAUCAUAAUUUGCUUCACAGAAUCAAUACCAGAAAAAGCCAAAAGGAAGGGAAAAACGAUCGAGGGUAAGAAAUGAGGAGGAUCUAGUUGUUAUUUAAAAAAUCUGACAUUUAAUUCUUGUUCUAAAGUCUUUGUUUGUGAUUCCAGAUGUUUGUCUGUCCUGUGGAUCCUAUGAGAUUGACGUGGCGCACCCGUUAUUUGAAGGGGGUCUUUGUUUUAGAUGCAAGGUAAUCCAGCAACCUCAUGGUCUAACCUGGUUUACUUAUGUUUUGCUUUUCUCCAUCCUAGUCCAGUUUAUAAAUGUCUAAUCUCAAUCUGAAACACAGCUGCUAUUAACAACCUAAAUGCUGCCAAACCACUAUGUUCACAGAUGAACUUCACUGAGACGCUGUACCGCUAUGAUGAAGAUGGCUACCAGUCAUACUGCACAGUGUGCUGCGCCGGCCUCGAGGUCAUUCUGUGCGGCAACUCCAGCUGCUGCAGGUAAACACGGCUCAGUGCAGACCAGGACAGACAUGUUGAUCCUAAAAACUUCAGUCACAUUGAGUCUUAAACUAUAUUAGCAGAAUUUGACAUUCACAAGUACGACUUUGGAUGUUCUUUGUCACUUCUAGAUGUUUCUGUAAGGACUGCCUGGAUAUCCUGGUGGGCCCAGGAACCUUUGACAAAAUGAAAGAUAUCGAUCCCUGGAGCUGCUACUUCUGUAAGCCGUCACAGUGUGAGGGGAACCUCAAACUCAGACCAGACUGGAGCGUGAAGAUUCAGGACCUCUUUGUCAACAACAGCGCCAUGGAGUUUGUACGUACAACAGAGAGGCUGAGACGUGCUCUCUUGAAACAUUUAAAGGUUUACUACGGGAUAUUGACAAUUUCUAAAAACAGCUGUUUACUUUUGUUGACCACAGGAGCCUCACAGAAUCUACCCCUCAAUCCCUGCUGACCAGCGCCGACCAAUCAGGGUGCUCUCGCUCUUUGACGGCAUUGCAACAGGUUGGUUCAAAUCUUGUAAUGUCAGAUAAAUUCAUAAACCCUGUGAUCUUUUUGUUAAAAUGAGAAUAAAUCAAGUUAAAAGUUGAACUAACAGAUCAGAUGUUACAGUGAAAAAUUGUUUUUUUAUCAAGUUUCUUUUCUUCAAAACUCAACUUUAACUCCUGUGUGAUCGUGACAGGAUACUUAGUGCUCAAAGACCUCGGCUUAAAGAUUGAGCGCUACAUCGCUUCAGAGAUUUGUGAGGAUUCCAUCGCUGUGGGGAUGAUCAAGCACGAAGGAAAGAUCGAAUACGUCAAUGAUGUUCGUACCAUCACAAGGAAACAUGUGAGUACAGGACGGAGUUAUUCCACUGCUUUUCAGUGUGUUUUUAAUCAGUAUAUGCAAACAUCACUAUAAAACAAAUCUGAUCUGAAGGUAGCCGUCUUUAUUCAUUUCUGUUUACGGUCCAUUUUGAAAAUGCUGAAAACCAAAUGAAAAUGUGUGUCACAGCUGGCUGAAUGGGGCCCAUUUGAUCUGCUGAUUGGAGGCAGCCCGUGUAACGACCUGUCCAUGGUCAACCCUCUACGAAAAGGAUUAUUCGGUAAGCAGCCUCUAAACUUCUACUAAAUUAAACUAUUUUUGCAGCGUUGAGUACUUAAAACUAAACAAGGUGUUUGCAGAAAGGAAAACUAAAGAACUAAGGUCACAGAGAGCUGUUGCACUGAAAGUUUUAGACCUGCAAUCUUCUGUUUUAAAUCCUUUCUGUUCAUCUUUCUCGGUUUGACCUGCAGAGGGCACUGGAAGGCUCUUCUUUGAGUUUUAUCGCAUCCUGACCCUGUUGAAGCCAAAGGAGGGCGAUGACCGGCCGUUCUUCUGGUUGUUUGAGAACGUGGUUUUUAUGGCUGCAAAUGACAAGGCAGACAUCUGCAGAUUCCUUGAGGUGAUUAAAUCUGAAAACUAUCAACGUAUCAUCCUGGCUAGGUUUAAGUGUACGGCCUGCAUGAAAUCAUUUUUCUCAUUUUUCACUUUCUCCCUCUUUUAUUGCAGUGUAAUCCAAUUCUGAUCGAUGCGGUCAAAGUGAGCCCUGCUCACAGAGCGCGCUACUUCUGGGGAAACCUCCCGGGCAUGAACAGGUAAAUUUCUUUUAUACCCCUUUCUCGUUUCAUCAUCUCACAUUGGAGGAUGAAAGUACAGUCAUCAUGCGGGUCUCUGUUUCUUUCAAGGCCUCUCGCCACAGCUCUGGAUGACAGAGUUAGCCUCCAGGAUUGUUUGGAAGUCGGACGCAAAGCAAUGGUAAGAGAAAUGCCCCUGCUCUGUUAAAAUCUACUAAAGAUGGAGUCAGACUCUUUUGGUUGAGGAGGCCAAACAGGAGCAUCGAAGGUUAUUUCCACUAAUUACAUCUACUUGAGAUUAGAUUUAGAUUUUAGAUUCGAUUAGUUACAACUUUAUGUAAUCUUUUGGGAGUUUCCUCAAGGAAAUUAAAAUUCCAGCAGCAUUUUGACAGAAGAUAAAAUACAGAAAACUUGUGCGUCUACUUUGAAAGAAUCUGAAACAAGUUAUAGUGUUAUUUAAAAUUUUAACUUUGGAGAUAGCUCGUCAGAGAACCAGAAAAGUACUACCAGCCUGUUCGAUGAUCAGUUGCAUAAGUUUUACCAUGAUUCUUUUUAUCUUGUUUAGUUUGAUAAAGUGCGAACCAUCACAACAAAAAGUAACUCCAUAAGGCAAGGCAAGACGGGGCCACUGCCUGUGAGCAUGAAUGGCAAGGAAGACUACCUGUGGUGCACCGAAAUGGAGCAGUAAGUACAUCUGACUAAAAUACAUCUGCACUGUGUGAUAACCAAAUGAAGAUCUCAGGAAGUGGUGUCUGAUAUUCAGAGUUUUGUCUUUUGUUGUCAUUCAAUAAAUAUUAAUUUAUUAAUGUUAGUAAAAUAAAACAUAACCUAUUCUUUAUAGAAAUGUAUUCCUUUUGAUGCUUGAAAAUGAGAGUGACAACAUAAGAGAGCCAUUUUUAGAUGUAAAUGAUGAGACUCUGAACUGUGAAAUUUUGAGUUAUCAUUACUUGGAUAUUUGAGGUUGUUACCGUGACGACUCAAUAGUUCAGUUUUAGUUUUUUAAACAUCUGUUCAACCUGUGCUGUAGCAUUAAGAAAGGGAUAAUGUUGCACAAGCUAAGUAAAAGAUUAUUUUUAUUUACAUUUCAUUGUUUUCCUCUUCAGGAUCUUCGGCUUCCCCAAACAUUACACAGAUGUCAACAACAUGGGUCGGAAUCAGAGACAGAAAGUCCUGGGUCGCUCUUGGAGUGUCCCUGUUAUUCGUCACCUCUUUGCUCCACUGAAGGAUUAUUAUGAAUGUGAAUAACCACUGUGAACGUAACCUCCUCUCUCCUGUUGGAGCAUCAGCAGUUAACCCACCGCCUUAUCCUGCCCUGCAGUGCGUAGUUUUUAAAACUCCUCCCCUCUGAAAGACUUCAUUUAGAACAGUCAAACA
Messenger RNA from Xyrichtys novacula (pearly razorfish), 10712 nucleotides. NCBI's taxonomy places the organism in Eukaryota, Metazoa, Chordata, Actinopteri, Labriformes, Labridae. The record is from the annotation of a GenBank genome assembly.